Molecule: messenger RNA, 5757 nt
Organism: Xyrauchen texanus (razorback sucker)
Lineage: Eukaryota; Metazoa; Chordata; Actinopteri; Cypriniformes; Catostomidae
Product: plexin-A2-like
Exons: 31
Coding region: 1-5706 (1901 amino acids)
Biological process (GO): regulation of cell shape; positive regulation of axonogenesis; regulation of GTPase activity
Cellular component (GO): semaphorin receptor complex
Molecular function (GO): protein binding; semaphorin receptor activity
Source: RefSeq, a predicted model, not a curated record
AUGGGGGGACAGCAGGCUUCACAGAGGACUUUGAAACAAUGCUGUGCACAGGGUUCCACGGUGUCCUUGGCUGUCUUUUUGUUAGUCUUAACCUUGCCAGUAGUGUUUAGUGAACUGUCUUAUACAACAUUUCACCCUGAGCACCGAGAAUGGGCCUUUAACCACUUGACUGUUCACAAGACAACAGGAGCACUCUAUAUUGGUGCUGUCAAUCGCAUCUACAAGUUAUCAGGCAACCUAACACUCCUAGUUUCCCAUGACACUGGUCCAGAAGAUGACAACAAGGCCUGCUACCCACCAUUGAUCGUUCAGCCAUGCACUGAACCACUGGUUUCUACCAGCAACAUCAACAAACUUUUGCUUAUCGACUACUCCCAGAACCGGCUGCUUGCUUGUGGGAGCCUGUACCAAGGUGUAUGCAAACUGCUACGGUUGGACGACCUCUUCAUUCUAGUGGAGCCCUCUCACAAAAAAGAGCACUACCUCUCUAGUGUGAACCAGACAGGAACCAUGUAUGGAGUCAUUGUGCCAUCUCAGGGUAAGGAUGGGACGCUCUUCAUUGGUACAGCUGUGGACGGAAAACAAGAUUACUUUCCGACUAUAUCCAGCCGUAAACUUCCAGGUGACCCGGAGUCUUCUGCUAUGCUGGACUAUGAGCUCCACACUGACUUUGUCUCAUCGCUCAUCAAGAUCCCCUCAGAUACGCUGGCAUUGGUCUCUCACUUUGAUAUCUACUACAUCUAUGGCUUUGCCAGUGGCAAUUUCGUCUACUUUCUGACCGUGCAACCAGAGACACCAGAGAACAGCAUGUCUUCCAGUGGGCCCUCAAAUGACCUGUUUUACACCUCCCGCAUUGUCCGGCUCUGCAAAGAUGACCACAAAUUCCACUCCUACGUGUCGCUACCAAUAGGUUGUGUCCGAAAUAGAGUAGAGUACCGUCUUUUGCAGGCAGCCUACCUGGGCAAGCCUGGGCGAGUGCUUGCGGGAUCCCUCAACAUUAGCGCUCAGGAUGAUGUGCUUUUUGCUGUCUUUUCCAAAGGUCAGAAACAGUACCACCACCCACUGGACGACUCUGCCCUCUGCGUCUUUUCCAUCCGGGACAUCAAUGCUCGUAUCAAAGAGCGCAUGCAGUCCUGCUAUCAGGGAGAGGGAAACCUGGAGCUCAACUGGCUGUUGGGAAAGGAUGUACCUUGUACCAAAGCGCCUGUGCCUAUUGAUGACUCCUUCUGUGGUUUGGACAUCAACCAGCCCCUUGGCGGCUCUCAGCUGGUGACCGGACACACACUGUAUACAGAAACCAGGGAUCGCAUGACCUCUGUGACCUCCUACGUCUACAACGGCUACUGCGUGGCUUUUGUUGGCACCAAGAGUGGGCGGCUGAAAAUGAUCCGAGUUGAUGGUCCUCCACAUGGUGGUGUCCAAUAUGAAACCCUGCCAGUCAUUAAAGAUGGAAGCCCUGUUCUCAGAGACAUGGCUUUCUCCCUGGACAACAGCUACAUCUAUGUCAUGUCAGAGAGACAGGUAACGCAGGUGCCGAUUGAGUCAUGUGAGCAGUACGGCACGUGUGGAGAGUGUUUGAGCUCAGGGGAUCCGCACUGUGGCUGGUGUGUGCUGCACAACAUAUGUUCACAGAGGGACCGUUGCGAGAAAGCAAAUGAGCCAUAUCGCUUUGCCGCCACAAUAAGGCAGUGUGUAAAAGCUACAGUGUACCCAGACAGCAUUGCAGUGUCUGAACCCAGCGUACCGCUGCUAGUGAAAGUGUCAGAUGUUCCGGAUCUUUCCGCUGGAAUCACCUGCUCUUUUGGGAACCUGACAGAAGUUGAAGGAAGAGUGAAUGGGAAUCAGAUUCUUUGCACCUCUCCUGCCGCUAAAGAUGUUCCCAUCAUCCCCACCGAUCAAGACUGGUCUGGUGUGGAGCUCAGACUGAACUCAAAGGAAACGGGUCAGAUGCUGAUUAGCACCGAAGUGAAGUUUUACAACUGCAGCGUGCACCAGCUGUGUCUUUCCUGUGUGACCAGUUCAUUCCGCUGUCACUGGUGUAAGUACAGAAACCUCUGUACCCACGACCCCUCCAGCUGCUCCUUUCAGGAGGGACGCGUCAACGCUUCUGAGGACUGUCCUCAGCUUGUCCGCUCUGAAGAGAUUCUGAUCCCGGCAGGGGAGGUGAAGCCAAUCACCUUGAAAGCCCGGAAUCUUCCGCAGCCUCAAUCGGGUCAGCGCGGGUACGAGUGUGUGUUACACAUACAAGGAGUCAGUCACAGGGUCACCGCGCUCAGGUUCAACAGUUCCAGCGUUCAGUGCCAGAACAGCUCGUAUCUGUACGAAGGGAUGAGAAUUAGUGAGCUGCCGGUGGAUUUUUCGGUGGUCUGGAAUGGAAACUUCAUUAUAGAUAAUCCUGAGAACAUCAAAGUGCACCUGUAUAAGUGUGGCGCUCAGAGGGACAGCUGUGGUGUGUGUUUGAAGGCCGAGAGGAAGUUCCAGUGCGGCUGGUGCAGUAUGGAGGGCCGCUGUACCCUACGCCAGCACUGCCCCAUGUCCAACCCGUACACCAGCCGUUGGCUACACCUCGCCAGCACAAAUGUGAAGUGCACCAACCCCCGCAUCACAGAGGUGACCCCAAUGGCCGGACCCCCAGAAGGAGGCACCAGAGUAACCAUCCGUGGUGUGAACCUGGGUCUGUCCUUCUCCGACAUGGUCAACAAUGUGCAGGUGGCAGGCAUCCAGUGCACCCCACAGGAGAACGGCUACAUCAUUGCUGAACAGAUUGUGUGUGAGAUGGAUGCUACUCCUGCGGACACCAAACCCGGUCCAGUUCAUUUGUGCGUUGGAGAGUGUAAGCCAGAGCUCCAGACCCGUUCUUCCCAGCUCUAUUCCUUUGUGAUGCCAUCUGUCACUGGGUUGUCCCCCAGUCGGGGUCCAGAGUCAGGAGGAACUAAGGUGACCAUCAUGGGAGUAAACCUUGGAGCAGGCAGCAGCGUCACUGUGCUUUUUGGAAACCAGACUUGCGAGUUUUACAAACGAACUAUGACGGAGAUCUUGUGUUAUUCAGCGCCUUCACUAACGGGGGUUGGUCCCGUUCAGAUCAGCGUGAGCGUGGAUCGCGCUCAAGUCAGGGAAAGCCUGACAUUUGAGUAUAUAGAUGACCCAACUGUUCAACGCAUCGAACCAGAGUGGAGCAUCGCUAGUGGACACACGCCUUUGGUGGUGACCGGGACGAACUUGGAUGUCAUACAGGAGCCGAGGAUUCGGAUCAAGUAUGGUGGGCGAGAAUCCGUAAACGUGUGUAAAGUUCUGAACACCACUUCUAUGAGCUGUUUCGCUCCUUCUUUGAUGGCCGAGUACAGGCCUGGUCUGGACUCAGUCAAGCACGCAGAUGAGUUUGGCUUUAUCUUCAAUAACGUGCAGGCUCUUCUAGUGUACAACAACACUAACUUCCUGUACUACCCUAACCCUUACUUCGAACCGCUCAGCACCAAUGGCAUACUGGAGCAGAAACCUGGCUCCCCUAUUAUUUUAAAGGGUAAGAACCUGGUUCCUGCUGCCUCUGGAGGUGUGAAGCUUAACUACACUGUUCUCAUAGGAGAGACUCCCUGUUCUGUCACCAUAUCUGAAUCUCAGCUGCUGUGUGAGCCGCCUAACCUCACCGGCCAAUACAAAAUCAUGGUGCAGGUUGGUGGUCUUCACGUGUCCCCAGGCUCAAUAAACAUCCUCUCUGACAGUCUCCUGACUCUCCCUGCCAUUGUAAGCAUCGCUGCCGGCGGUGGUCUUCUGCUCAUCAUCGUCAUCCUCGUGCUGAUUGCCUACAAGCGUAAAUCCCGUGAAAAUGACCUCACUCUCAAGAGACUCCAGAUGCAAAUGGACAACCUGGAGUCCAGAGUCGCAUUGGAGUGCAAGGAAGCUUUUGCAGAACUGCAGACAGAUAUCAAUGAGUUAACCAGUGAUCUGGACCGAGCUGGUAUCCCUUAUCUGGAUUACCGCACCUAUGCCAUGAGAGUCCUGUUUCCCGGAAUCGAGGACCAUCCUGUGCUCAGAGAACUAGAGGUGUCUGGUAAUGGGCAGUCGAGUGUGGAGAAAGCUCUUAAGCUGUUUGCCCAGCUGGUAAACAACAAAGUAUUUUUGUUAACAUUCAUCCGCACGCUGGAAAUGCAGCGCUCCUUCUCCAUGCGUGACCGUGGCAACGUGGCGUCUCUCAUUAUGACGGCUCUCCAGGGUCGACUCGAGUACGCCACGGAUGUGCUGAAACACCUGCUGUCCGACCUCAUCGACAAAAACCUGGAGAGCAAAAACCACCCCAAGCUACUGCUUAGAAGGACGGAGUCUGUAGCUGAGAAGAUGCUAACCAACUGGUUUGCUUUCCUGCUUCAUAAGUUUCUGAAGGAGUGUGCAGGUGAGCCUCUCUUCAUGCUCUAUUGUGCUAUCAAACAGCAGAUGGAAAAAGGCCCUAUAGAUGCCAUCACAGGAGAGGCGCGAUACUCUCUCAGCGAAGACAAACUCAUCAGACAACAGAUCGACUACAAGACACUGAUCUUAAACUGUGUCAACCCAGAGAAUGAGAACAGCCCAGAGAUCCCUGUGAAGGUUCUGAAUUGUGACACAAUCACGCAAGUCAAGGAGAAGAUUCUUGAUGCUGUGUAUAAGAACAUGCCCUAUUCACAGAGACCCAAAUCUGUGGACAUGGAUCUGGAGUGGCGACAGGGACGUAUGGCCCGAGUGGUCUUGCAGGAUGAAGACAUCACUACUAAGAUUGAAAAUGAUUGGAAGAGGCUCAAUACUCUAAUGCAUUAUCAGGUAUCAGACCGCUGUGUGGUUGCUUUGGUACCUAAGCAGACAUCCUCCUACAACAUUCCACCCACGAGCAUCUCCAGAACUUCAAUAAGUCGAUAUGACUCGACUUUCCGGUAUACAGGAAGUCCAGACAGCCUCCGGUCUCGUGCUCCCAUGAUCACCCCAGACCUGGAGAGUGGAGUUAAAGUCUGGCACCUGGUGAAGAACCAUGAGCAUGGUGACCAGAAGGAAGGAGACCGAGGCAGCAAGAUGGUAUCUGAGAUCUAUCUCACCCGCCUGCUAGCUACUAAGGGUACUCUGCAAAAAUUUGUGGAUGAUUUGUUCGAGACACUUUUCAGUACGGUGCACAGAGGUAGUGCGUUACCAUUAGCUAUCAAAUACAUGUUCGACUUCCUGGAUGAGCAAGCAGACAAGCACGGCAUCCAUGACACUGACGUCCGCCACACCUGGAAAAGCAACUGCCUUCCUCUGCGUUUCUGGGUGAAUGUGAUCAAGAAUCCCCAAUUUGUGUUUGACAUCCAUAAGAGCAGCAUCACGGACGCGUGUCUGUCCGUGGUGGCUCAAACCUUCAUGGACUCUUGUUCCACAUCUGAACACAGACUGGGGAAAGACUCACCCUCUAAUAAGCUGCUUUAUGCUAAAGAUAUCCCCAACUACAAGAACUGGGUAGAAAGGUACUAUGCUGACAUUAACAGACUGCCAGCCAUCAGCGAUCAGGACAUGAAUGCCUAUCUGGCAGAACAGGCACGACUGCACUCCAAUGAGUUUAACAUGCUCAGUGCUCUCAAUGAGAUUUACUCCUACAUUAGCAAGUACAGCGAAGAGAUCACGGCUGCAUUGGAACAGGACGAGACGGCGAAGAAACAGCGACUGGCUUACAAAGUGGAGCAGCUCAUUGGCGCCAUGUCAUUGGAGAGCUGAGAACUAAAGAAAUUGUGGAACUAAGGACGGAAGACCUUCAAACAAUCAAAC